UGGAGAUGGAUGUUGAGGGAGUUUCUCCGCGCCCGGAGCCCAUCCCCCGCUCCCAGGGGGCUGGCGGAGCCUGCCAGGCGCCGCCACAGCCGCCACAGCCGCCCCAGCCCCAGCCCCAGCCCCCGCCGCAGCCGCCGCAGCAGCAGCAGCAGCAGCUGGCUCAGGAUGAAGUGCCCGGCGAGAGUGCGGGCGUGGAGGACAGCGACGAUCCCGAGGCGAGACCCAGCAGCGAGAAAGGAGAGAGCAAGAGAUAUCAUGGACUGAAAGGUGAUGGGUACCCCAAUGAGUUCACUACGAGAUCUCAAAGAUUCCAAGCCACUGGCUGCUCCAAAGCAUAAGGCACCCUUCUGGAGAGUCGGCAGAAAGGAAGCCUGGAGGAGGCUCUGCUUUUGGCCAGAGGACAGACCACUUCCUCAGUUCUCUGGGGAACCACUGAAGGACAGUGAGGAAGAUGUUGCUGGUCCCCAGGACAGAAACAUAGCAGCUGGAGCCAGGAAGCACCUGGAGUGGGACUCAAGCCCAGCACCCCUUCAGACUGACGCUCCCUGGGCUGCCUGUGGUGCCAGAAUGGACUGUUUUUGCUUUGCCAUCACCUGCCUAACACGGUUCUAGAUGCUUUUGAAUGGUUGGCUUUCUUUCCUUUUUUUUUUUUU
This is a messenger RNA of Hyaena hyaena (striped hyena), 653 nucleotides long. RefSeq names its product transcriptional activator ptaB-like. The transcript is spliced from 3 exons. The coding region runs from base 6 to 338 and encodes 110 amino acids. The record is from RefSeq and is a predicted model, not a curated record. NCBI's taxonomy places the organism in Eukaryota, Metazoa, Chordata, Mammalia, Carnivora, Hyaenidae.